Messenger RNA from Purpureocillium lilacinum, 507 nucleotides. RefSeq lists its product as uncharacterized. The record is from RefSeq and is a predicted model, not a curated record. NCBI's taxonomy places the organism in Eukaryota, Fungi, Ascomycota, Sordariomycetes, Hypocreales, Ophiocordycipitaceae.
AUGGCUUUCGAUCUCUGGACACACCAGUUCUGCCUCGCCUGCGACAAGCAGGUGCAGAGCGACGGGGCCUACUGCUCCGAGGCCUGCCGUCUCGCCGACCAGGAGAAGACGUCGACGCCGAGUUCCCAGGCCAGCUCGCCUGGCUGCUCCCCUCCCAGCUAUGGCUACCCUUGGUCUACGCCCGCGCCCACCAUGUCCGCGAGGUCAACACGACCGGGUCUCUACCUGUCACCGCCCUACGACUUCCAGAACCCCCAGCCGUACGGCACCGCUCCCGUCGCCCGCGGCUAUCUGAGCAAGUACGCCUCCGGCGAUCGCUUCACCACGACGUCGUCAUCGGCUUCGAACCUCAGCCCCUCGAGCUCCCACACCAGCCUCUGCUCCAUGCAGAGCACAUCCUCGUCGUCCACGGACGGGUCCCGCCUGUCGGAUCGAUCGAGGCAAGAGCUCAAGGCUUAUGCCAUCUCCUUCGAGCAAGUCCGGUUACAACGGAGGCGAUCCUACUAG